AGGGGGUGGGGGUGGGGGCGUUUUAGGGGAACGUUCCCUGAAGGUUCUGUGAUGGUUCCACAAAAAUAACCCUCACUACAGAUCCAACAUCCCUACACUGCCGGAGUUCCUCAGGGCCCGGGGUGUGACGUCACUCUCCCAGAAUGCAUGGCUUCCAGCGCGGCGCCCAGCAGUCCAGGCCCGGACUCUAAUAAACAUCUUUAAAACUUGUUCCAAAAUGUCGAUAUGGGGACGGAACGGAGACUGGACGAAGAGCUGGACCGAGGCACAAUCGGUCUGCAAAGAUGUUGAGCUGCCUCUGUGAUUCAGCUGCUGUGACUGUGGCGUUCAGGGCUGCUGAAUACUAAAAUAGACUGUGGGCCAACACAAGAGCUCUUCUCAGGAAACACACAGAUUCAGUCAGAGCUUCCAAAGCUCCUCAUCACCGCAGCCCUUUUGGGGUUGCUAUGGCAGCUGCUGUCACAGAAACCAAGUGCUGGACACAGGCUUGCCUCAGCAAGGCAGGACAGACCACUAGUCAUUGCUGCAAGAAACCAUCAAACAGUCAACAAACAGCACUUAGCAUUAAUUCUAGUACUCUAAGUUAACAAAACGACAAGAGGUUGAUGGUCAGCUCUCUGGAGAAUCCUCAUGAGUCUUGUCUGUGUCUGCUCAGGCUCUUGGCCAGAGUCCCUAUGCAGCAGCAGAGCCAGCACUGUUCCUUCUGUUAGACCAUGUUCCACCAACAGGACCAUCUGAAGAGCCAGCUGCAGGAGAGCCACCCAGCCAGCAGACAGCUCUUUCACUGCCAGGACUGUGGGAAGCAAUACAACACCCAGCUGGGUUACAGACGCCACCUGGUGGCAGCUCACAGCGCUGCAGCAGGCCUACCCUGCCCCGAGGGGGCGCCUUCCCUGCUGGAGCACCUGGGCGGCCAUACAGACAGGCCACCCCCGUCAGAGGGCAGUGCUAAUACUGCUGUGCCAGUGAGAGAGAGAAAGUAUUCAUGUGAGCGAUGUGACCGCCGGUUUUACACUCGUAAGGAUGUCCGACGGCAUGCUGUGGUGCACACUGGGCGUCGUGAUUUCCUGUGCCCACGCUGUGCACAACGCUUUGGCCGCAGAGACCACCUGACCCGCCACUUGAAGAAGAGCCAUGCCCAGGAGUCAGGGUUGAUGCCACCCUGUACUCCCAGCACUCCUGUGGCUACACCGACCUCUGCCACCCAGUGCCCAGUGAAGGAGGAGCCCAGCCCUGUGACCUCUGAUAUGGGCUCUGUCUCUAAAGAGCCCAUGGAGACUUUCUCCAGGGACAUGUACAACUCCUACCCAACGGCCAAUCCUGUCCCUGGGAUGGGCCACCCUCAUGGCCUCAUGCAGGGCUCCUUGUCCUCAGGCAUGGGUGUGGGUCGCCACAGGCCCCCCCAACCCUCUCACCCCCAUCACCAUCAUCUGCAGCCUCCAGCAGCUCCACAGCAGCAGCCCUACAGCAACAUGGCCAGGUACCAGCAUGGAUCUACCUCAUAUCCUCGCACCGACGUGGACAGUUUCCUGCUGGACCUGCAGAGUGCCCCCCCACCUCACCUGAGUGCAGUCAACUCCUCUACCUCUACUUCUGCUUCCCCCCAGAGGGAGGUUCUGGGUGAAGGGGUGGGUUCUGGUGGUGACCCCCACCUCUUGUGCCGGAGCCCUGCUGUCUCCUCAGCCGAGCUGUCCUGCACCACCAACAUGGACCUCGGGCCUCUGUUGGGUUUCUUGCCUUUUAGCCUACCACCCUACAGCCCUCACAUGGGGAUGGGAGGGUUAGUGAUGAGCUAUCCACCAGCCACCACAACCACUUCAUCUCCAUCCUCUUCCACUGGGCUGUCCUCCCAGGCCCCAGGGCCUUUUACCUUUUUCCAGCCUUCCCAGGCUCAUGUACCCCAGGGCCCUGGAGCCCACAACCACAGCCAACUACCUCAGGCUUAUAGCAGUCCUUCUAUGAGCACUUCAGGCUCCCUACCUCACUACUAUCAGGCCUUUCAGCAGUAAGCAGCUCUGUCCCCACAAAUGUUGCCUUUGUCGUGCUCAUGGAUUUUUCAUCAAAAGGGUAAAACAUGAGAACAGCAUCUUUAUUGUAAAACAAAUGUGUUUAGCCUGUCGGUGCUUAUGAUGCUAAUCUAAGUAGUUUUUUGUUGAACACAACAAAUCACCUCAUCAGUAUUACCUCAUUAUUUAAAAAGGAAGCUUGAACAUUAGAGGAAAUUUGAUGGUCUCACUACAACCAAAACAGAGUACCUCUUUUCGUCAGACCUAUUACCAACAGUGGAAGCACUUAACAUACUUGUCACAGGUGCUGCACAAUGCUGAGAGUCAUCCAGUUUUAGGUUAUCAUGGUUAGAGAAUAUUUUAUCCAGUUCUGAAUCAUGAGAUAGAAAAUGGCACCAUCCAUACUGAAACUGACUUGAGAUUUUCUCAUUUUAAAAUAUGAGAGCAUAAACAGCCUUACAGAGGGAGAAAACUUAAUGUACUAAAAUAUGCAAUAAUGAGCUUCCCAGCCAAUCAUCAAGCAAUACACCAACUGCUGUGUCCAGCAGAUAGAAAUAUUAAAUGACCAAAUUUCACGAUCAGCCAUUAUUUCAAGUGGUGUACAUUUAACCAUUAAUUCAGAUUUAGUCUUUGGCCUGUUGGCCUAGUGUCUGUAAGUGCAGUCAGUAACACUUACAGUAACUAACUUAACAGUAACUGUAAAGCUAGACUGCACUGACUAAAUUUUGACAGAUGGAUGACAGAUUAAAGGAAAAAUGUGAGAAAUGAGUGGAGAAACAGAAUGACCAUUCCCUUAUCUAUAGGGAAAAUUACUUAAACCAUAUACUGUGGCCUUCACAGUCACCAGAUCUCAAUCCAGUCGAACACCUGUGGGAGAUUUUGGACCGACAUGUUAGAAAAUGCUCUCCACCAUCAUCAUCAAAUCAAAAUAAGGGUACAUCUUUUCGAGAAUGGUUCCAUCCCUCCAGUAGAGUUCCAGAGACUUGUAGAAUCAAUACAAAGGUGCAUUGAAGCUGCUCUGGCAGGACAUGGUGGUCCAACACCUUACUAAGACACUUUAUUUUGGUUUUUCCUUUAAUUUAUCGCUCAUCUGUGUCUAAUCUAUUAUUAAUCAACUGAACAACUAGUAAAUCAAAAAUGUAACACAUUGUUACUGGAAUUGAACCAGUAACCACAGUCUCAGAUUCUGAUGCUCUGUAUUGGACAAAUGUAACAGAAGAGCUCUUCGUGCUGAAAUUCCAUAUUGGAAGCCCUGAGAAAAUUUAGAUGAAGUUAUCUGACAUCACAUCAGCAUAGUAACACAAACUAAUAACUGCUACAUAGCUACUUUUCCCUGUUCUUUAAUGUAGCAUCACUAGAUUAAAUGCACUUAUGUUCAUUUUCAACAUUGCAGGUCAUUAAAGGUCAAAGUCAUGCUAACUCACAGAAGGCAGAAAGCUGCUGCUCCACUGCUAUCUAUAGGUAAAGGUUUUUCAGAACCUUUUUUAGUGCUCUUACCCUUUGGGCCAGAACAUUUGACACAAUAGAAACUGUUCAGACAGAGAAGUGUUGCUUAGAUCAAAUAUUGCUGAACUCCAUACACUGUAUUUACUAUUAUUCAAAAUAGUUCAGUUAUUGAGACACAAUACAGAUCACCUGUAACUGAACUGGCAACCAACAGGUGAGCUUAUUUGAAAUUCCUGCUGGUUUUCUGAGAUUCAUUUGUUCCUCCCUCCUGUGAUGCUCUCAGCAUCCUUAGUGUGUCUUGUGCCUCUCUGCCUGGGCCUCAGAGAGCAGUGUGGUAGCCGUGUAAUCCUUAAAGCCCUCGAAUCUGCUGUGUUUAAAGGUCAAACAGAGAACUAUAAAAUAUUCAGUUGCCGACACUCUGUGCCAACCAUGUCACUGAUUACAGGGUUGCUGCCUGUCCCUUUUAAAAUACAUGCGAGAAAUAACCUCUGAUAGCAUCUCACAGAACCAACGCUUAGGUGCUCAAAAAAUGUGUUAUGAGAAUAAUGAUGAAAAUUCUGAACUUGGUGGUAGGCAGUUUUUUUAAUGACUUUUAAGGUAGGGUGGGGUAUGUCAGAUAAGUACAAAGUAGCAAAAUAUUUUUCAUGACCAGCUUAGUGACUGAAUGUCCAUGUUCCUGAACUGUGACACUUACAGUUUCAUGCUUCUCCAAUGACGCAUGUGAACAUCCCCACAGAUCUAUGCAUUGAAAAGUGUUACGGCAACUUUAGGUUGCAGAGGAGGCGAGGUGCACACCUCCCACCCCUGUGUGUGUACUUGUAUGGCUAUGCUUUGACUUCUAGACCUUGGGAGUGAGGACCUUUGGGAUAGAUAGAUUAGAUGGAUAACAUAUUGCAGUGCUUGUAUGCUCUUUACGAUGGCAUGACGUGUGAGUGUACAGAUGAGCAUAAAAAUGACAAUGGUGGUGACAGCUAGCAUUUUAUAUUUUCUGUUUUCCACUGGUUGAGAAUUGGUUUGUGAUGAACUUUCCAUCUGCACUGCAUGCAGUAGGAAUUUAUAGCAGCUUGUUGAAGAGAUGCAGAUACACACAUUCAUCUAUCUUUGUGAGGACACUCAUUGAUAUAAUGCAUUCCUUAGCCCCUUACCCAAACCUCAACAAUCACAACUAAAUGCCCAACCCCUUACCCUAACCAUAAGUAGAGGUCAUGUAUCCCUGCCCCCCCCAUUUCCAUAUUUUCCACAGUGGAAGGUGGCAACCCUAGUUACAUGACAUGACCUGGGGCACUUGGAACAGCUUUGUAAUUUAGGCAAAGGGGAAGUCUCAGAGUGCUCCCUGUUACCUGUUUUGUGCUUUUCAAACUGUACCACUGGAUUUGAGCAGAUUGUAACUGUGACCUGCUUGUUUGAAUUUCUGACUUUAUUUUUGAAUAGAAUGCAGCAUAAAUUCUACAAAUGCCUUCCAGAGCACUUGAACCUAACUUUUACAAUGUCACUGUUGGUAUUUACAUCCAUUUAUCUGAGGCUGUGGUGUUGGAUCACAAGACGUUCUGAUGUACUUAGGACUAAAAGGUGACUCCCCCUCUCGUCCUGGCCUUGUCUUUGCUGCAGACAGGAGAGCCAGAGAAGAGGCAGCUGAGGAGCAGCUGGCCUGUUGUGAUUCAAGGUUCCUUUAACAGAGUUGCACUGCAGCAUGGCAAGAAUAAUGGAUCCUAACCAGCAGCUUUUCAAUAACGGAUACUCCACUUGUGAAAUUGAUCAAGUGUAGAAGGGAUUUAGGAGCCCUCCAGCUGAAUGUUGUGAGUGAUUGAUGUGAUAUUGGAAAAAGAGAUAUUUAGAGAAGAGAGAUGAUGUUGCUCUCUCUUUUGCCUUAAUUCCGCAAACCACAUGUUAAAGGACUUCUCUCAUUAGGAUUGUAACAAGCUUCAAAAUGUUGCACCAAUGUCUUAAAAUGCUACUGUUGUGCCUCUCUAAGAGUGUCUAAUCUCUUGACUGGGUUUAAGCACUUAUGACAUUAAAAAAAAAAGGAUGAAUUUGAUCUGUACCUCAAACAUACAGAACUGUGGGUUUCUGUUACUAUUUGUAUUUGAUUCUAGUUACUUUGGCUCUUACUUGUGCCAUUAGAUUGAAACUAUAAAGGUAGAUUUUAUGAAUCUAAACUCUUUAUCUAGCAGCAGACAUUGAUAUUAUAAUUCAGUCAAACUUUCUACCUCUACCUUGUCAUAUAUCUUUCUGCAAAAAUCAUUAGAAAUAGUUUUAACCUGUAACAGUUAGGCAGUUUUUACCACUGUUGAACAUGGGGAUAUGUUCAAAAUUCAACUUUGAAGGACUGGGUACACACUCAAGUCCUAGUGGGGUGUUCCAGAGUCAAACAUAGUUCUCUGUACUUGCCUUUAAUGAUAUUUCUACUUAUUUACUACCUCAGAGAAGAGACAGGUGACUGUCCAUCUAACUGCAGAGAAAAUGACUGUGUAUAGUUUUAUUUUUGUCAGAACAAGCACAUGUACUUUGUAGCUCCAUAGUUUUUACUGAGGUUAGCUCACAGCAGAAUGAUGUCUAUCUUAACCAGAAUCACAUUAUCUGUCAGCUGUUGUGUUGUAAUGCUGUGUGUCUGCCUGUUCAGUCUGGAAUGUUUACUCUGUUUAAGAAUCUGGGCCUUGAUCUAAAGGCAUUCCACAGCUGCAUGUUGGAAUGUACAGAAAACACUUGGGUAUUCUGGAUUCCCACUUUGAGCACUUCACCUAAAAGUACUGUUCCAAAUUGACGGUCCUGCUCUAAGUGAUGCAUUUUUAUCAGGAACCAUGUUAAACAUUCACUGAUUCCAGCUUCUGCAGUGUUAGUGUUUGCUGAUUUCCUGGUACUUACCAUUGUCAAUUUGAAUACCUUUUGUGGUGUUUACUCAUCAAUCAGACGCAGAAGCAGUUUGAACACAUCAGUGGGGUUUGGCUGGGGUAAAAUGCUGCAGCCACUGCACACCAUUGGCUCAGGGAAAAUCAGCUUGGAUAUUUCCUCUUUUAUACGGUCACACAGACCUACAAUACCAGACUCUGGGGAAUCUUGAAGGACCCAUAUUCAUGAUGUAUAAAUUGGUUAACUGUAAAGUAGUGAGUUGCAGUUUUGGGAAUAUGCACCACUAAACCAAAGUAUCUGAUAAGGGCCCUACAUUAGUACUACUUGUACUUUUACUAUGUAAAAAAAGAGCAUGAGGGAGACGCUCAGACCCUACCUAGUUUCAUACCUCCACAUAGUUGUGCAGAUAAUAGCUGCUGUCCAUCAGGAAGAGACAUGACAUUGCAAUUGCACUGUAAAAUCUUGUAGAGAAGAGGUUGUUGAGGAUAGUAGGUCAACAAAGCAUGUGAUGUUGACACAGGGUGCUGCUGUUCCCACUCUGUUUCUUACCAACAGUAAAUGUCAGUGUCUUUUAACUAUAACCAUAAUCUUUUCUUACCCUUAGCCAAGCAGUUCUAGUUAGUAGGUGAUGGAUGACAAGAGCACUAUUAAACCUUUUUCUUAAUGAUCUUUUGUAAUUGUUGUGGAAGGUAGUGACAGAUGAUGAUGUCUUGUCAAUAGGAGUGCUUAACAAUUGACCUGUUUUGUCAUUUAGAAAAACACCUGUCUUAUCACCUCUCUUGUCAAAAUUUACAGGGUGCAUAUUCUAAACAAAUUUGCAAUUAACUAUAUUACUACAAACACAGGGUCUGCCCAGUAGUAGGCUCACGUUGAAAAAUACUCAGGCCAUAUUUUCAGAGAACCAAUGACUCCGACCUUGAGUCAUUAACAUGUAUAUAUCAUUAUAUUGGUACAUGUCUUCUGUUUCUGCACAGUCUCUAUGCCACGUUUGUAGAUGGGACAAUGUGUUUGAAUAACAACAAACACAAGUUGAAGCAUUCCAGACUGAAUGUACAGAGGCGGUUGAGAGCAGGGGUCACAGGAUACCAGGACUCAUUUCACUACAUGACUAUUCUGUACUGUUGUGUUACCUGCAUUUAGGUUGGCUCUGAGAACCACCACAAUGCAGGUUUCACUAACUUUAACUUAGACAAGUUUUGCUUUAGGUGUUUGUAUUAUCACUUAAUAGACUAGAAUACAUUGAAAAGAAAAGUUGUCAUUUUCUAAUUAUCUGAGUAUAAAGUAAUACAAAAUAAAUCUUUAGAUUUC
Lates calcarifer (barramundi perch) is the source of this 7607-nucleotide messenger RNA. RefSeq names its product zinc finger protein PLAGL2. The record is from RefSeq and is a predicted model, not a curated record. The transcript is spliced from 2 exons. Lineage: Eukaryota; Metazoa; Chordata; Actinopteri; Centropomidae. The coding region runs from base 714 to 2009 and encodes 431 amino acids.